Molecule: messenger RNA, 4332 nt
Organism: Liolophura sinensis
Lineage: Eukaryota; Metazoa; Mollusca; Polyplacophora; Chitonida; Chitonidae
Product: EF-hand calcium-binding domain-containing protein 14-like
Exons: 13
Coding region: 98-1618 (506 amino acids)
Source: RefSeq, a predicted model, not a curated record
UCCGGGGUUAAGUUGAUGCUGUGAAGCCCAAAAACUAGCAAUAUCACGAUAAAUUUGUUAUGUCUGAAUGCGUUCUGUACACUGAACGACACACCUUAUGGUGAGAAAGCACGACAAGCUGGAUUCCGGCGGGAGACUAAUCAAUGUGGAGUUCAAACACGGCAAAAAGAUGAAAAAGCGUCGUGAACUGGACGCGCUUGUCAGCAAUGGAAAGGCCCGGCGAAAAACCAGAAGCGGUCACGAACUUCUGCGAAAUGAAUCGGAUUCUUCUGAAAUCGAGGAGUUUAGCUCACCAGACACGAAAAUCAGUGUUAGAAAUCGACGUGGUGGUUCUUUGUGUGGCACAUGCCUGACUGUCUUGGCCUUCCUACUGCUUCUGGCAUGUGUUGUGGCCUGUGCAGGCCUGAUGUGGGUGCAUCUGGAGCUAAAGACAGAGAUAGAUACAUUGAGGGGCAGAAUUCAAUCAGCUGAAAACAGUAAUCAAGGUGUACCUGCAGAAUUGGAGAGUAUCAAAUCUCAAUUACAGGACUGGAAUAAAACUCUGUUGGGUUAUCGCAGUGGGAAACAAGGCCUGGAAGAGGUGAUCAAAAAUCUUACCACUGUUAGUCAACAGGUAAAAUUACUACAGACGUUGCUGACAGAAAUCAAGAAGAAGAUGGGUCAACACCCUGACGAAUCUAGCAUGGAUGGCCAAAAUCUUGCUAAAAGCAUGGCAGAUAUUGGCAGUGACUUGGAGACUGUUAAGAAACAACAUGCACAGCUUGAGGACAAAACAAAGAAAAAUAUUCAGAAGUUGGAGGAUAGAGUUGCGCAGCUUGAGAAUCAGCUGAAAAUGAUGGUUAUGCCUUCACUCCCUCCUACUCCAGCUGUAGCUUCUAUGAAUAAGGAGCAGACUACUGAACUGACACUUCAGCUUGAGCAGAUGCAGAAGGAAUUACAGACAACCAAUGCAUCUUUGUAUGGGGAGAUCAAUGUUAUAAGACAGGAGCUCUCUAAUCAUGAGAGUCAAUUUGAAGCCCUAGAAAGUCAAUCUUCCAAGAAACCUGUUUCCAUCAACACAACAGCUAUUAUGGUCAAUUUGAGAAGUGAGCUAACUACUUACAUACAGUCCAUGCUUUCUAAUUCUAGCAAGUCUGCUGCUCCAGUGGUCCCAGACUCUGUCCUGGAUACGAUCAAAGAUGAAGUUAAGAAUAUUUCUGUGGCAGUAGGCAGUCUGGAACAGCAGAUUAAUACAGAAGGAAGCUCGGCAGACUCUGUUAAUAUGGCUAAAACACUUGCAGUACUGCAUGGUCAUAUUAACUCUACAGACAACAAUGUACAAAACUUGAACAAUUCUGUUGGCAAGCUGGAGACUACAGUGGAGAAACUGAUGCAUCUAUAUGUUGAAGAGAAGAAUGUGAUAAUGAAUUUGACCCAUAAUGUUCAUGGAAUUCUCAGAUAUGUUGACCGACUUUCAGGUCCUCAAAAUACUCUGAAUAGUGAUACCACAGAAUCCAAUACCACACCUGCACCUCAGCUGGAUACCCAGACAACUGAAGGCAUUUCUGAAACCACCAGGACCGAAAACCGCCGAGAUACAUCGAACUUAAAAGAAGAAUUACAUGAAAUUUUUGAAUAAUGCUUAAUAGAGAUGGUGGUGAAUGUCGUGUACGGGUCUGAAAAUCUCUAUAAAUUAUCCCGCUUCUUCACAUUUCCGCCAUUCAUGUGAACAUUUCCAAAGUAUAAAUAUAUAUUGUAUUGUUUAUCUGCUUUGACCUUGUUGCAGACUAUAGUUAGUAAGCUUUACAAAAUGUUAUUCAUUUGUUUGAUGACUGUUAGGCACAGUGAUCAGUGUGGGCAAACCCAGCUGUCAGUAUCUUCAUGUAGCUCUGUUGAAACCUUAUCUUGAUUUGGAAGUGCAUAUUGUUAAAUUAUGAAAAGAAAUAUUUUAAAUUUUUGUAUAAAGCUUACCUAGUAUUGAGAGCUUAGGAUAAUGUUAAUGUUUCAUCUUUAGUCAUCUUUAGUUUCAUCCUGUCAAUAUGCAGGUUUUUUCUUUUCUUUGAGGCUUAUGAGUAGGACUUGUACAAGAUGGAAUGUGUAAUUGAUAUGUGAUAUGUUGCUUUAAUAGACUGUUAUGACAACCAAUAAUUAUGUUAUAGUGUAGAUUAUUUUCAUACAUCAUGUUGCUAAAUCUUGUUAUAUUGUUAACUUGGCUUGAAUUCUUUGAAGAACAAAGUUUAUAAUAUUUAUGCCCUUUUUGCCCCAUUGUUUUUGUGUAUGUUCUUCUGUUGGUGUCAAAAUUUGUAAGUGUUGCUCAUUUUCAUGUCACAUUGCAAGUCUAUAUUCAAAACACACUCUUUAUUCAAAGACAGCCCUAUUUUGGAAGGCACCUCCAGAUUUGGUAUUUGACUGUCAAUGCACUGCCAGCUUGACCUGAUAAUAAUAAAACUAAAAAUUGGAGCAAAGUUACAAAUGUAUUUAUGACGAAUUCUAAUGUUCUGGAUUUACUGAAUCAUCUUUGUGUAUGGAGCAUUUCUGUUGGAUAGUCCAAUCCUUAAAAGAAGAAAUUUGUUCUACUGUAUGCACCUGUUCCAGCUCUAAGAAAACUAACAAAUUUGUAAAACUUGGUUUGAUGGCUUGGGUCUUGUGCUCUUCAGGUAAAAAUCUGUGUUCAUGGAAUUUGUUGUAUAUCUCUGUUGGCCAUUACAAAUGUGCACUCGUGCUUGUGAACUGCAGGUGGCCUUCAAAGAUAAGUUUGUGUAACUAUUACCCUGUGUGCCAGUGCUGGGGGAAAAGCCUGAAUGGUGCUCAUAGAAUUAUGACGAAGAAAUAAGUAGAUGUGCCAUCGUUCUGCAACAGCUUUAUUCCAGAUUAUUCAGUCACUAGUAUAAAAUUUAACAAAAAGUAAAAUGCAGCAUUUUUCUGAAAUAAUUAUGAUUUUUCAAAUGAACAUGAAGUCUCUUUUUAUUUUUAUUUUUUCAUUUCCAUUUCCAUUUGUGAAUCUGCUGCAAUGUGCAGAUUGUAAGUUUUGUAUUUUAAGUAAUGGUACUAUAAAAAAUUGGAUAAAUGAGCUAAUAUGUAUACUGUAUAUUAAGCUAGCCACAUUGUGAAUUUGUAUUGUAAUACUGCAUUUACCUGUACAAAGCCUGUUAGCUAGAUGUAUUGUCAUGUUCAAAUCCAAUUGACUUUUUUCCCUACUGUAUUAAUAACUGUUCUUUUGUUUAAUUUGUGUUCAGCUGCAGGUAUUUGUUUGUAAUCACAUUUUGUCUGUACAUUCAGUUGGCUUGAAUAGUCAGUUUGUCUAUCUUCAAUUUGUCAGUAUUUUCAAUCUGUAAUGUCAGUUUCUGAAGAAGUCCCUAUUUCUUUCCUUAUAUUUUAAAUGAGAUUUUUAUGAAUGCUUUGAACUUAUGUUCAUUUUAGGUACUAUGAUAACUUUACUACUGCACAUGGGUUGAUAUGUAGAAUGAUUGCAGAAAGAGACGUAUGUUAUGUACCAGGUAUAAAACCAUUAGGAGACAUUUGGUUUCUCCACUGACUUAAAUAGUAGAUCUGAUAGUUUCCAUAAUUUAUUUGAUAUUAUGAAAUAAUGUGCAGUAGCUUAAGACAUAAUAAAGGAAGAAUGUGUGUGCAAUUCUUAUAAUGAUAGAUCUAUUUGACUUCAGAUUAUCCUGAUUCAUAAUUUAGAAACCAUUGUUAUGGUGUGAAAAGUAGAGUAUCAUGUUAAAUCUUAGAUAAUCUUAGAUAAUUAGAUAUUGGUUUGUUUUCACUCCAUCAUUGACUCUUGGCACAAGAUUUCUUUUUCAAAUACUUUAAAUAUUUUGCCUAUCACAAAGCAAUAAAAUUGUUAAAAGCUUUCUCAACCAUCACAAAAGUAUGGAAGUUGCAUAUUUUAAUAGUUUAUUUCAAACGUUUAUUUCGGAAGUAGAAACUCUGAAUCUUUAAAAUAGCACCAAAAAUGACCUGAACCAUGUGUAAAUAAUGUAGAUAGAUUGAAAGUGUACUGUGCUUUGAACCAUAUCCCACGAGAAUGUACAUACGUAGUCUCAGCAUUGUGUACAUAAGCAGACUGAAUCCAGUAACACAGGUGUGACUACGCCAAAAAAAAAAAAUAAAUAAAUGAAAAACCGUAAGUGUCGAAAUAAUAAGUGAAUGCUAAGCAGCAUGGCUUGUCAUGCUUGAUGUAUAUGUACGAACACUACCUGGCCCGAAGCUCAAAAAAAAUAUCAAUAUUGCACGUCCCAAAAUAAGUAAUCGGUCAGUGUUCUAGAACUCCUAGCGACGUCUCAUGUUAUACAAUAUCAACACUGGAUGUAAAAUGUUAUUACAUAUCAUUGCUGUGAUAAAGAAUUAAAC